UGACCACGAUGGAUCUGUACUACCAUAUCCGCUCGCUCCCCUGCCAGUCAGCGGCAUUCCUGAUCAAGCAUAUGGGGCUGGAGUUGAACCAUAAGCCGACCAGCAUAUACGACCCGAAGGAUCUGGAAGAGCUUAAACGGGUGAACCCCCAGGGCACCAUUCCGACGCUGGUGGACGACGGUCGAGCGAUCUGGGAAUCGCACGCCAUCCUUAUCUACCUGGCGGAGAAGUACGCCCUUGACGACAGUCUCUACCCGAAGGAUCUUGCCGAGCGAACGGUGGUCCACCAGAGGCUCUUCUUUGACAAUGGGCUACUGCAAGGUGCCGCAAUGGGUAAUAUGCUGGCCUCCCUCCGCAAGCAACCCAUCUCGGCGGAACUUAGCGCCAAGCUGAAGCGUGGCCUCGAGCUGAUGGAAAUGUUCCUCACCGGAAGCACGUACGUCGCGGGCGAAAAGCUAACGAUUGCCGACUUUCCCGUGUUCGCCAGCGUUGCCUCACUGAGCUGGAUGCCGUACGAUCUGGCACCGUACCCGAAUGUGCAGCGCUGGUGCGAUCGAAUGGCGACGCACAUUCCCGACCUGCACGCGAUGCACAAGCAGGCUGAGACGGACCUCCGAGCUCUGCUUGCUACCGUCGCCUGAUGUGGAUGUGAUGUACCACCACCACCGGCAUAAUCGGCGGCUUAUCGCGGCAACUGGCAAACCAACAGUAGAUGCAACCAAACAACUGCACCGCUUACUGCAUCUACUCGAAAUAUAAGCCAUUACUCAACACCUCAAACCCUUGUGUUUCACAUGACCCUCGGUGGCCGUAUCUUUUAUCAAAUGCAGGUGGUGAGUACGGUGACGGACGAUGAUGACUGGCGAAUCAGGAACAGGCGAUUAGAUAGCGCGUGUUGGGUACCGGGCGAUAGACAGAAAUAAAAAACCGAAU
Messenger RNA from Anopheles coustani, 933 nucleotides. Its product is annotated as glutathione S-transferase 1-like. Gene Ontology annotation, biological process: glutathione metabolic process. Gene Ontology annotation, molecular function: glutathione transferase activity. Lineage: Eukaryota; Metazoa; Arthropoda; Insecta; Diptera; Culicidae. Bases 9 to 641 code for a protein of 210 amino acids. The transcript is spliced from 2 exons. The record is from RefSeq and is a predicted model, not a curated record.